AUGAUCUCAAAAACAUUGCCAGAAGUGGACCAUUUUGUCCCCGUCGAGCCCACGAAAGAGAAGCUCGACUAUGCCGACCUGGAUAUUUUGGACUUUUCUCUUUACAAUGACACUUCUGCGGCCAAAAAUGCGCUCGCGGAACAGGUUCACCAGGCUAUGACCUCGCACGGUUUCUUCGUGAUCAUCAACCACGGCAUCAGUGAAGAAAAUAUAGAGCGUAUGGUCGAUAUCGGCCACACCAUCUUGUCACGUACACCCCAAGAGGAAAAGGAAAGGCUGAAGGCUGAUCUGAAGGGAAAAGGGGAGUAUCCUGGGUUCAAACCCCGUGGAGAGUGGAAGACACUGGGCGGCACCCCAGACCGGAUCGAGCAAUUCAACGUGGUCAGAGACAUGACGACUCACGAGCAACCGAAGGCUUUCGAGCCAUAUCGUGAAGAGGUACAGGAAUUCAUCGCCACUGUCCACAAAGACAUCCUGGGCAAGAUCCUGAGACUGUUUGCCAUCUCUCUCGAGAUCAGAGACGAGGAAUUCUUCGUCAAAGCGCACAGCUACGACAAGCACGACGAAUCCUGGUUCCGCUGGAUGGAGUACUACGACCUUCCCGCCCAGGGAGGCGCGGACGGGAAACAGUUGUGGCUGAGCGGCCACCAGGACUUGACUUCCCUCUCGCUGCUCUUCAGCCAACCCAUGGCGACCCUGCAAGUCCGGGACUACCAUGACGAAGCACAGUGGAAGUUCGUUCCCCAUAUCCCUGGAGCGAUCAUUGUCAAUGCGGGCGAACCGAUGAUGUGGUGGACGGGCAACUACUACAAAGCCGCGGUUCAUCGGGUCGUCGAACCACCAGCCGAUCAGAGGAACCAUGAUCGCAGUAGCGUCUUCUACUUCGUCGUGCCGAAUGACGAGGUGGUCAUCAACACGCUUCUCGAAGAGAGCCUUCUCUUACGACGGCAUGGAGUGAAGAAGUGGUUCAAGGACGCCGAUGCCCCGACGAGCAGUGAAUGGGUGCACAAUCGCAUCAAGGCGAAUCUGCAAAAACAUGUCGCGGCGAAUGCUGGCGAAGGGAAAACAAGUGUCCAAAAGAUCGGGACGGUCACUACGACAUGGUUCAAGUGA
Exophiala spinifera is the source of this 1113-nucleotide messenger RNA. RefSeq lists its product as uncharacterized. The transcript has a single exon. Lineage: Eukaryota; Fungi; Ascomycota; Eurotiomycetes; Chaetothyriales; Herpotrichiellaceae. Gene Ontology annotation, molecular function: dioxygenase activity. The record is from RefSeq and is a predicted model, not a curated record. The coding region runs from base 1 to 1113 and encodes 370 amino acids.